Molecule: messenger RNA, 264 nt
Organism: Neurospora tetrasperma FGSC 2508
Lineage: Eukaryota; Fungi; Ascomycota; Sordariomycetes; Sordariales; Sordariaceae
Exons: 2
Coding region: 1-264 (87 amino acids)
Source: RefSeq, a predicted model, not a curated record
AUGGAAAUUCUUUUACUGUCGCAGAUUGCGAGUUUCAUGGGCGAGGUGUCCACUUACAGUGACGAUGUGCCCCUCCUUGGCCGUCCUCUCUCUAUCGUUGACGAGUUUCAGGUGAAUCGGGUUGGCUGGUCGGCCAGGCUGCGUUGUGAGAGAAUGGAAGCAGGUGAUGGUGGGGGAGAAAUCCAGAAUCCAAUCAGCGACAAGGACAGUCCAAAUCUCAAGACGACCCCUGCAGCCCCCCUCCCCCUUUCCCCAUCACGCUAG